AAUAAACCCAGAAGAAGACGACGAAGGCGGAGAAGAAGAGUCUUCGCCCAAACGAACAUAAUCGUCCAAAAUGGAGUAGUGCUGAAGACAAUAUUAGACGAUAAUUCCACUGAAUGUAAUUCAGAAUUCAAACAGACUUUGUUCCGUCGCAAAGGAAAUUUAUUACUUAGAGAAACCGCGGGAAAGCGACAUCUUUGUUUCUGUCGUCGGCUUGCUGCAAAAAACAGACAAUAAUGGAGCCAUCAGAGCAGUCAGGCCCAGAUUCGGGUCCUCAGGAUGUCAACCCAGUGUUUCUCCAGCAACUCAGAGAGCUGGACAUCCCCGAGGAGGCGGCCAAACAGGCACUUUUGCACACUCGGAACGUGUCUGCCGAGGAGGCGGCCAUGUACUACUUCAACAAGCUGGAGAAUGAGGAGGAGGGUGAUGAUGACCUCAUUUACAAGAUGGUGUUUGUGGUGAAUAUGGACCUUGCUAUGGGUGUUGGGAAGGUGGCUGCCCAGGUUGGCCAUGCUGCUGUGGGCUUGUACCAGGCUCUACAGGAGAAGAAUAGCUGGAGGGAGAUGGCCUGGAAGUGGGACCACAGUGGGGCCAAGAAGGUGGUGGUCCAGGGCACAAAUGUGGCUCAUCUGCUGGAACUGCAGGCCCUGGCUAUGAGCCUCAGUCUGCCCACAUACCUGGUUCAAGAUGCGGGACUUACCCAGGUGGAGUCUGGGUCCCGCACUGUCCUGGCAAUCAUGGGCGAAGAAGAGAUGGUGAACAACGUCACUGGCAGUCUGAAGCUGCUCUGAAAGGCUUGUAACUGCAUGUGGGGAGAGGCAUGGCUCUGCAGUGAUGCCAGCAGAGGACAGCAUUUCCCAGCAGCAGGGAGAGUUUUGGACAUGACUCUCCCUGAGACAUGUCACACCACUAGAAAACAAACACUCGGCCAUUUGUUUCCCUUUCUUUUCUUUAUAUGAGCUGCUUAGUUGAGCAGGGGAGAGAGAGAGCGGUUCCUCACUAAGGAACAGCACAAAGACAGUAGAAAUUUUUUCUGGUGACCUUUUUUGGUGCCCCCCACCCACCCAACAAGUCACCUACUUAAAAUGGUCUUGGUAGAAUCUCAGUCAGUAUACACACAUUUAAUCUGGCCACUUUCAGAUAUGGCAAAGUUAAGUGUUUUUUUUUUUUUUUGAACAGUUGCCCAUAUAUUGUAAUUAUACUUAUUCAAAGGGCCUUUUAAUGUAGACAAAUGCAUUAAUGUCAUUACAGUUAUACCUUUACCAGAUGUAGUACUUCUCUGGUGAUCCACUGCUCCUCAGUGAAGGGUGAUCUGUUAUGUAGUUUGUGAACACUCUUUGAUGAUUUAAUGAUUUUGUGUCUAUAUGCAACUUCUCCCAAAGAUCCCUGAUCUAGAGAGCCACUAAAAUCACUUAUUAUUGAUAAACAGCUAUAUUUUAUAUACACCUGCUUGUUAGGGCCAUAGUGUGUAUAAUCUGGUGUGCCAUCAUAAACAGUAUGCACAGUUACUAAACAUUGGUGUUUAUAGUUUUUCUUUAUGCAAAGGGGGUAAGAAGUUACGUUUGGAUUUCUUGUUAGAAUUUGAUGAUAAGUAGAAGCCAAAUUGUUACAGGUUUGUGCACAUUAAUCUCAAUAGACAAAAAAAAAAAGUGAUGUCAUGUUUCCAUAUUGUCACUAAAAAAAAAUCUUGGAAGAGCGAGUCCUAGAGUUUAACUCUGAGCUUAUUACUUAGGAUCUUGUGUAACAGCAAUCUUAGAGGAGGAAGGUAGUGUCAUGCAUGCAGUAUACAUAGAUAUUGAACAGACUGUUGAAAUACCAUGGUUAUGUCACUUUUAGUAACGUGUCCACACUUUGAUAACUCCUGUCUUAUACAUGCAUUUGUGUAAGUGCUUCAGAUUAUGAGGACAAUUAAAAAAUGCCUCCAAAUGAAGUUACAAGAG
Molecule: messenger RNA, 1937 nt
Organism: Archocentrus centrarchus (flier cichlid)
Lineage: Eukaryota; Metazoa; Chordata; Actinopteri; Cichliformes; Cichlidae
Product: probable peptidyl-tRNA hydrolase 2
Exons: 7
Coding region: 234-788 (184 amino acids)
Cellular component (GO): cytosol
Molecular function (GO): peptidyl-tRNA hydrolase activity; protein binding
Source: RefSeq, a predicted model, not a curated record